Seriola aureovittata is the source of this 7782-nucleotide messenger RNA. Its product is annotated as pleckstrin homology domain-containing family A member 5-like. Bases 53 to 4762 code for a protein of 1569 amino acids. Gene Ontology annotation, cellular component: cytosol. Gene Ontology annotation, molecular function: phosphatidylinositol-3,5-bisphosphate binding; protein binding; phosphatidylinositol-3-phosphate binding. NCBI's taxonomy places the organism in Eukaryota, Metazoa, Chordata, Actinopteri, Carangiformes, Carangidae. The transcript is spliced from 33 exons. The record is from RefSeq and is a predicted model, not a curated record.
GCGCACUCCAGCCCUGUGUAGUAACCCAGAGCAGCAGAGCUCUCAGCUAGACAUGGCGGCGGAUCCUAAGCCGGACUGGCUCUCCUGCCUUCCCUCUUCUUGGAGUUAUGGGGUGACUCGGGAUGGACGCAUAUUCUUCAUCAACGAAGAAGCAAAGAGUACAACCUGGUUGCAUCCUGUUACUGGAGAAGCAGUUAUCACGGGGCACAGAAAAACUCCAGAUUUACCAACAGGAUGGGAGGAAGGAUACACAUUCGAGGGGGCUCGCUGCUUCAUCAAUCACAAUGAGCGGAAGGUGACCUGUAAGCACCCGGUGUCAGGCGUCCCCUCCCAAGACAACUGCAUCUUUGUCGUGAAUGAACACAUGAAUUGUGGAAAGCUUGUCCACCCUGACACGGCCCUAGAGGCUUCCAGCAGGCCGGCUCCGAAGGGUUCAUCAGAGCAGGGCAGCAGCACUGACAAGAAGGAACGUCCCAUGAGCACCAUGAGCGAGGCUUCAAACUACACGGGUGGCUCCGACUACAGCACCUUCCCCGGCAGCCCUGUCACCACAGUCACCACAGGCACCACCACCUCCACCUGCUCCACACGGCCCUCUAGGUCUUCCAAAAAAGUCCACAACUUUGGCAAGAGGUCCAACUCCAUUAAAAGGAACCCCAAUGCCCCGGUGGUCAAGAGCAACUGGCUUUACAAACAGGACAGCACAGGCAUGAAGCUAUGGAAGAAGAGGUGGUUCGUCCUGUCAGACAUGUGCCUCUUCUACUACCGCGAUGAGAAAGAGGACAGCAUCCUGGGGAGUAUCUUGCUGCCCAGCUUUCACAUCUCCAUGUUGUCGGUGGACGACCACAUCAGCAGGAAAUAUGCGUUCAAGGCCACUCACCCCAACAUGCGGACAUAUUAUUUCUGCACUGACACAGCCAAAGAGAUGGAGUCCUGGAUGAAAGUGAUGACGGACGCUGCCCUCGUCCACACUGAACCAGUCAGAAGAUCAGACAAGUUGAAAGUGGACCAACGAACGCCUCAGGAGCUGAACAACUUACUGAACCACAGAGUCCUGACCAGGCCCGAGAUCCAGAACAACGAACGCAACCGCGAACCUUUGCGACAACACUCCCUAUCUCGGGCCGACGACAAACGGCAAAAAGAUGCGGAGAAACACAACGGCCAGAGGGAGCGGGAGUACUACACCUUACAGAGAGACGGGGAGAGGUACUCUCUGAAGAAAGACGGGGUGAGCUACUUGCUUCAGAAGGAUGGAGAGAAGUACCUCCUCCACAAGGAUGGAGAGAGGUACUUGCUGCGGAAAGACGGAGAGAAAUACUCGCUGCAGAAAGACGGAGAGGUGUACGCCAUUCACAGGGAUCUGGAGAAGUACACUGUUCAGAAAGUGGACGAGAAGUACACGGUGGCGCCGACGGAGGAGAAAUACGCUCCGUCCAAAGACAGAGAGAAGUAUUUGCUCACGAAGGAUGGAGAAAAAUAUGCACUGCAGAAAGUUGGAGACCGGCACACGCUCCAAAAAGAUGGACAGAAAUAUGUUCCUCAGAAAGAGGUGAAGAGACAGCUGUCGCUAAAGGAGACAGACAGAUACAGCACAAUGAGGGAGAUGGAGAAUAAAUAUGGUACCAUACAAGUCGUGGACAAAUACGGCACUCUGAAGGAAGUGAAGAAAUACAGUACGCUACGAGAAGGGGACAAAUACGCUACUCUCAGAGACGCAGAGAAGUACGCUACAGUCCGUGAUGGUGAUAAAUAUGGCUUCCAGAGAGACCCCAGCGCAGAGAGGUCUCUGACUAAAAUCAGCAGUAUCAAGCUUCAGCCCGCUCAGGCCGCCGCCAUCGCGGCCGCGGUGUCUGCAUCUCGCCAGGGCCAGGCCAACCUCAACGUCCACAAGCCUGCGCAGGUUAACGGCUCUGGGUCUGGGUCCGGGUCCGGGACAGGGGAGCAGACUGCAGACUGCAGCCCGGCAGAGGUGGAUGGCAGCCUGGCCCGGGGUCCAGUAACGUCCCCGGCUCCAGUGCAGGAGCCAGAGAGGGGCCUGUCCAGGACUAGCUCCAUGCAGCAGUUGGAGCACUGGGUCCGCACACACAGGUCAAGAGGACUGGAUGAUGACACCAGGAGCGUUACAUCCUACCAGACCUUACCCAGGAACAUGCCCAGCCACCGUGCUCAGAUUGUUCCCCGCUACCCAGAGGGCUAUCGCACGCUGCCCCGCAACAGCAUGAUGAGGCCCGACAGCAUCUGCAGUGUGGCGGGCUCUGUGUAUGACCGCGCCCUCCGCCCCGCCUCCACCUCCUCCGUCACCACAGCGGAGAAGAGGAGGUCGAUGAGGGAUGACACCAUGUGGCAGCUGUAUGAGUGGCAGCAGAGGCAGGCCUUCUCCAGGCAAAGUCUGGCUCAGCCAACAGCUGUGGGUCACUAUGGCACCCUGCCCAGCACAAAGACGAUGGGCAACAUCUCUGAACAUGCCAUGACGCACUCCAUCCCCACUUCACCGUCUCACGGCUCCCUGGCUCUCUAUAGCACCUUCUCCCCUCCCCGCCAGCAGGUCGCCCACAACCCCACCAACUCCCAGUCCGAGGUGUCCUCACCUGUGUUCCGGGGGGACGUGACGCUGGACCGCCGACAAAGGACACAGCUCGCCAAGUACGGCUACCCAACUGACCGACGAUCCAUUGCAGCUGGCGUCCCUCCUCAGACCAUCACCCCACAGUCCCUGCAAGGCAAGACGCCCGAGGAGCUGACCCUGCUGCUGAUCAAGCUCCGCCGGCAGCAGGCGGAGCUCAACAGUCUGCGGGAGCACACAGUAGCUCAGCUAAUGGCCCUGGGUAUGGAGGGGCCCAACGCCAAGACUGAUGUUCUUUCCCAUCACCUCCAGAGGAACCUUAUUUACCUUGACAGCCAGACGAAGGAGAAUGAGCCUCUAAUCUUCAUGAUUCACACUAUGAUCGAGAACUCAGCGCCAAGGCCACAACUCUACCAGCAAAUCAGCCCAGACGACUUUAAAGAGGGCGCCCUCGUCCAGCGCACAGAGGAGGCUGACAUAGAUACCAAGCUGAGCAGACUGUGUGAGCAGGACAAGGCGGUGAGGAUGCAGGAGGAGAAGCUGCAGCAGCUACACAGAGAGAAGCACACUCUGGAGACGGCCCUGCUCUCAGCCAGUCAGGAGCUGAGUGAACAGAGCGGCUCCAGCGCUGCAGCCACACAGAGUCUGGUCCAGCAGAGAGACGUGCUGCAGAACGGCCUGCUCAGCACCUGCAGAGAGCUGUCCAGAGUCAACACUGAGUUGGAGCGCUCCUGGAGGGAGUACGAUAGACUGGAGGUAGACGUCACUCAGGCCAAGUCCAACCUGCUGGAACAGCUGGAGGCCCUGGGCAGCCCACAGACAGAACCUCCAAGUCAGCGGCACAUCCAGAUCCAGAAGGAGCUGUGGAGGAUCCAGGACGUGAUGGAGGCUCUGGCCAAGAAUAAACCACAGCGAGCCACAGACAACAGUGAGACAGAUUUCCCAGGUUCCAAACCUCUGUCCAGUCUCCAGAAGAACGAAGCAGUGACGCUGCUGCCACUCAGUCCUCUCAAGGAGGGCAACACGCCCGUGCCCCCACGCCCGCCCCUCCCCCAGUACUACGACUCGUCAGAGCGCCCCCCUCACGUGCUCCCCCACCACUCACACCCCAGCAGCCGUCUGCCCCCCCACACGCUCCGCCCCGAGGACCGCAAGGCCGGCUCCAGGAACGGAGCGCACAGCCAAGCUCCAGACUAUCGGCUGUAUAAGAGCGAGCCUGAGCUGACCACAGUGAAGGAGGAGGUGGACGAGGCCAACGGUGAGGACAAGGACAAGACAGAGGCCACUGCUGAGAGUAAAGACACUGCAGCCUCAAAAGCGCCCCCCUACCCGGUGGGUAUCGUCCCUCCAAGGACCAAAUCUCCUAUGAGCCCUCCUGAGUCCUCCACCAUCGCCUCCUACGUCACCUUGAGGAAGACCAAGAAGUCUGAAUCCAGAUCAGACCGUCCCAGGAGCGCAGUGGAUCAGAUCGGUUUUGGGGAGCGAGAGGUGGGCAGAACGAGGAUGAGUGUGGAGGAACAGCUGGAGAGGAUCAGGAGAAACCAGGAGGCCUCGUCGCUCCGAGAGAAGAAGAGGGAAACGCCAUCCCGCUCACCCUCCUUCAGCAAAGACAACCCCUUUGUUAUCCUGCAGACCCGGGCCCAGGCAGAGGGUGCCUGUGCAGACCCUGUGGAGCUGGAAGCAGCUCUGCAGCAGCUGAAGGUGGCUCACAUGGAGAGACUCACACCGACUGCACCAAAGGAGUUGCUGAGAGCGGAGGAGGUGAAAUAUGACAAGUGUGAGGAGGUACAGCAGGGCAGGGCUGUGACCCUGCGGAGUGUGAAGGAGCCGCAGGCUGAGACCAACAGCAUAGACAACGAGCUGUGUGAGAGUCAGAGGGUGGUGAUUCUGGACCUGGGCACAGAGCCUCAGCGUGUGGAGAUAGUGAACCUCGAGCCCUUUGAGGAUGACGAGAGCAGGGAGCAAGACCUGACGAGCUCACCUACAAACACCACAACUGAAAACAGCUUCCAGACCCCUGAGCCUGAGACGCCCAGCCCAGAGCCCAAGGAGGAGGAGGGAGACAUGACGCAGCAAACCACCAGAGAGGGGAAGCUGGAGAGGAGCCUGGACUCUUACAACCAGUUUACAGCAGAUGACAAGAAACACAACAACAACAACAACAACAUGUUGGCUUGCUUCUCUAUGGAGCUCUAGUAACAACAGCGCAGACAUUCACCUUGGUGAGCAGCGACACGUGAGCGACGCCGGCCUUGACAUCCACACUGGCAUCCCGUAGAGCCCAAAUGUAGCCAGCCUGCACAGAGCAUGCUCCACGGCUUCCUGCGUUUACAACAGAACUACUUUGAUACUACUGUUACAUGCCCACAAGGAGACUGAGACCGAGAGGAUGACGGGCCCCCCCCCAACGGACUGAACAACACACAGACGGGCCGCCAUCACAUCCAGACAGAGAGAAAGGCAGAUGUACUGUAUCUUUAGCACCUAUUAGAUCUGUUCAUACUGAUGUUUCCUGAAGCUAAACAUUAAAUCCACGUUGUCAUAUUUAUCCCAAAACAUUUAUGCAUAAAUAUAAGAUUGUGAAAUGGUUUAGUUAUAAAGGAGGUUACAGAUGUUACAGAUGUCUGAGCAAGGCCAGGAAUGUUCUGUAUGCAUCUAUAAAGAUAAAUCAGUCUGAUGUUAACAUUACAACACUCUUUUUGUUCCUAAUGAGUUGCCAGCUAUGCAGGAAAUCAUCAGCCACACACGGUUCAUUACUGUAAGAGAUGUGUCAACUGAUUUCUUAAACUACUUGAUCUGCAUGACAGUCGUCCCUCCGGCCCUGAACACAGGUAACGAGUGAAUAACAAGUGUGUAUUGUACAGGGUUAGUGCUACAUCUGUUUCAGCCAGCUGUACCGGUUCACACCUGGAGGCAGGUCUAUCCAGUACAAUCACAGUCUGAACGGUUGGUCACUGGAGCGGUUGAUUUAGUCCUCUGGCUCCUCAGCAGUAGUAAUGAGGGGACCAAUGCUGUUUGUGGUCUCUUCUGUUCCCUCUGAUUUUACAGGUUAGAUUUAAUAACAAACUCAGACUCAGGCUGUUGUUUGCCUUGGAGAAAGUACUGUUUCUCUGUUUCUCUUCCUGAAUCUCCCAUUUGAGAGUCGGUAAUGGUUAAACAUCAGCUAUCAAACACCAAUUAAACAACCUCACUCACUACUGUCACUCACUGGUACAAGUAAUGGGCCCAGUAGAGAAAGAUGAAAAAUAAAACAAAGGCACUGACAUACAUGUUUCACAAUAUGAAUUUUUCUUCAUUUGAAGGAUUUACUUCACGGUCUGUGACGCAUUCUCAGUGGGUGUUGGGCUCCACCAGGGAAAACCCCACAGUUUCUGUUUUUAUUUUGAUGGACAGAAUCUCUAGAAGAUGUCAGGUAAUGUGCGGUAGUUCUGUUGGUUUUUUAUCAGACCAUGACCCGCAGCGCCCACAGGGACAGUUUACAGCAGAGUGUGAAGCAGCUGGUUUUAGAGUCUGAGAGCGUGGUGCACCGCUGGAAAAUAGAGUGAGCCAACAAAAUGAGUUCCCCUGACAGUGUGGCCGGGCUCAUCCUGAGAGAGAGGACGAGGGGGACUGGAGUGAAACCAGUGCUAUUUCCUAUAGAAAGGAACCAGUUGAGGUGGUUCAGGCAUCUGAUUAGGAUGCAUCCUGGACAUCCUGAUCUUUAGUGAUCUUCCAGGCGUGUCCAACUCAAAGGAGGUCAUUAGGUAACAACAUACACAAGAGAACAGUUAAUCCCUGCAACACUAUGACUGAGAUGGCGACAUCUGGUCAGGAAUAGGACACUUUUUCCAUUUCUAUGGGCUGCAGUCUUAUACAAGCCACUGGCUAAAGUAGGUAGAGUGCAUUAUAACUUACUGUUUCACUGCAGUUGUUAGAGAAUACUACCUGUCCACUGCAGUAUAAACUCAGAUUACCGUGUUUUAAAAUUUGUAUUUAAUGCCGUUCACCCAGUCAGGAUGAAUUACAUGUAAAGAAAAUGCUGAACACACAGUCCUGUUCAGUCUUUCCUAUCCUUGGCUCAGCUGGUCCAUUGCCUUUUGUUACCACAGACUCUAAGUGAGUGUCAUUUUUCUCUUGAUUUUAAGAGCUACAGCUAUAAGUAUAAAAGAUGAAACCAUUUCACAAUCUUGACUGUAUGUACGACUUGUUUUGGGGGAAAUAAAGCUCCAUAGAAACAUGUUGCUAAAUACAUACACACAUGUCAAUAUACAAAACCUUUUGAUACCUUACUAAGUAUUAAAGUCAGCUUAACAUAAUAAUGAUUAAAAUUAGAGUAUUCUACUGGUCUGGAGGAAGGGAGGGGUUAGCUGUUACUGAGCUGCUGGAGGUGAGUGUACAGCUGUAUAUAGGAGCACGCAAGACGGGCUAAGCACCAAAACUGAACACACAUGCAGUGCUUUACUUUAACCCCAAAGUGACCGCUGAUGGUCUUGGAUUUUAAACCUGCUCUGAUUUUAAUUCUUAGUGUUGAUUUGAGACCAGAGGCUCCCUUAUCGCUCUAUUUUCUUUUUUUGCACCUGCAACAUAACAGAUUGUCCUUCAUUGGAUAUAUAUAUAUAUAAAUAUAUAUUAAAAAAAGUAUAUAAACAAACUUAAAGCAGGUUUUUACUUCAACAAGGUGCCACUUCAUGCUGCUGUUUUCCUCUUUUUUUUCUGGACAGAACUAAGUCUCUUGCAGAAGUUGUGAUUAUUUAUGUCGAGCAGACAGUCUGUUGGAUGACACACACAGUAUGUGAAUGUUUUGGAUUCCCACUUUGCUUUGUUGUUUUUUUUUUUUUUUUUUUUAGUUGUCUCUUUUUGUUCUUCUUUCUUUGGUUUACAUUAGUUAGAAGAUAUACAGUAAAGAGGCUGAGGACACGACACAGAUGAGACAUUCUGGGUUUGAAUCUGUCCCAGGUGGUGAAGAAUCGGAGAAUAGCACAUGUACGAAGCAAUAAGUCGGACUUUGGAGCUCCAGGAUAUAAAAGAAAUUUAAAAAGAGAUGUAUAAACUGUAAAAAAAAAAAAAAAUUAAAAAAUAAAACAAGAUAGCAUAAUUUAUGUACACACUGAAAAGAAGAAGAGCGAAUAUUAUAACUAUAAGAGGUUAUUAUUAAUAUUAUUAGGGUCAAUAUGCAAAAAGUUCAUACCCAUCUGUUUUAUAUCAUGUGAAAUAAAUGUUGAUGUUCUUAAAACAUG